Molecule: messenger RNA, 2604 nt
Organism: Tetranychus urticae (two-spotted spider mite)
Lineage: Eukaryota; Metazoa; Arthropoda; Arachnida; Trombidiformes; Tetranychidae
Product: cyclin N-terminal domain-containing protein 1
Biological process (GO): reciprocal meiotic recombination
Cellular component (GO): site of double-strand break
Source: RefSeq, a predicted model, not a curated record
UGGUUGUGAGGUGAGGCAAUGAUUAAAUCUCUGUUAAUAGAGCAUGAAAUUGCUUUUGUUUUUAGUUUUAAUUGAUAAAAUUGUUUCUCGUUUCAAGUAUUACAAUAUUAUGUAUUUCACCAAAACACAUUUUAUUUAUGUUCAAAGCUUUUUAUAACUUUCUCGUUCAUCUAUUGUUGACUGAUUAACUGGCUUUUUUUCAUGUUGUAUUAAUCUGUUGAUCACAAUUAAAUGAAGUUCAAUUCAGUGAAGUUGAUCAGAUGAAUCUAAAUUGAUCUUAGUUUCUAAUGUUUCAAUUAAAAUUAAGAUGUAGCUGCUGUUGUUUAUACUUGCCGAGGCAUUAAGUCUUUUGUUGUCGCUGUACAUUCAAGGGUAUACAACCAUUUUGAUUAUCAACCAACCAAUGGAUUUGAUUGAUACAAUUAAAUAACUUAAUUGAACCAGUUAAUACCCUUGUUAAUCAACUGAAUAGAGACAGUGGCCGAGUAAAUUUAAUCAAAUUAGUGGAUUAAUGCAACAGUUGAACCGGUUAAAUGAACUCUAUUGUUUUAUUUGAUCAACUCAAAAAUCAACCAGAGAGGAGAUUCAUAAAUUGCUUCAAGUUGAAAUUGGGUUUUGGGUUGAUUUGGAUUAGAGACUGAUUAUUAGUGUCUAAAUGAAGGACAACUUGACUAAAAUAUAAGAUUAAUUACCUUAAAUCACCGUAGAUCUCAAAAGAUUGGAUAAAAUCUCAAGUCUAUCGUCACUGUUGCUCCUGAUGUUUGUAAAUCGUUUCAAUGGUUUUGUAAUUGAUGUUCAAGCAAAUAUAAUAAUUUAUCCUUGGACCUAAAAAUUUACGGUUCAGAUGAUUUGAACGUACAAGUAUAUUGUAAUAUCAUCUUCCGUGUUACUCACCGUAUCUUCAUCUGGAUCGUCUUCAUCGUUAUAAUCAUCUUAGUCUUCAAACCAUCAACCAUGAAACCAAUAAUCUUUUCAUUUUUUGUCUUAGCUCUUCUUACGGAUUUGGGUCUUUUGAAUUUCAUCGUUGGAACCUCUAUGCCUGUCAAUUCACAAUUGAAAUGAAAAAUUGAGUUAACCAAGUCAAAUCUUAAACAAUGGUGUUUCAGUGUUAAUUGUGUUUAAAUAUUAAUCCAGUAAAUAUCGAUCAAGGUUUGAUUUUGCUUGGAGGGAAUCACUUCACGGAUGUCAUUAUUUUGGGUUUAUUUGGUAAUCAGUUGUUUCUCCGGCCUCACUUGGGAUUCACAAAUGGUACAUUUAAUUCUUACUGCUAGUUUUAUGUAAUCGGUGAACAAAUUAUUUGCUUUUCAACACGAUCAGUCAUUCGACAGUAAAUAUUUACAUCAACACCAACUGACCAACGUCUAAUGCUGGAAGGAACUGGAAGAUGUGACUGAGAACCAAGUUAGUGAAAUCUUCGUCUGGUUUUGAUGUUUCUUAAAUUCUAUUGUGCAACGUAUUUUUUUAUAUACAUAACUAUUGACUUGUUAAAUUGUUUUCUAUAAUUCGAUUGUUUUGGAAUUAAUUAUGUCACGAAUACCCCGUGACUGGUAUGAUAUAUUGAAUGUUGAUGGUGAUCUUGAUUUGAUCUGUACUGAACUGCUGGUUGAUAUGCUAAAGAAAGCGUCCGAACAAAGUCAAGCUAUUUUUGCUGGUACGGACAGGAAAUUUUUCAUAUGGGAACUGGAAGACUAUAAUAAAUUGGUUUCUUUCAUUUUCGAUUUGUGUUCCUCUCUUCACAUGGACGACGAUUUUGUAAAAUACAACUCUUGUGAGUUGUACGAAGAAUUUCUUUAUCGACAUAUCGAAAAUUUAAAGUCUCAAAUUGCCAAUGGAACAGUAGAGGAGGAAAAAAACCUUUGGUACAACAUAAAGCAUCAAGCUCUAUUGCGUCUUAUUUCGUGUAUCAUGUUAUCAAGUAAGAUCAGUUCCAUGCGUGCAACCAAAUAUUUGAAUGAUUUUCACGAGUUAAUGAAGUCUUAUGGUCAAAAAUAUUCCAAGAAUGCCAUCCUCAGAUCAGAAAUACGAGUGCUGAAAACCGUCGAUUUCAAGGUUGAUAGAUGUUUGCUUUACGCAAUCUGUCCAUUGUUGAUAUUAACAUUAAGCCAUAACGAGCCAAAUUUGGAUGCAAAAUUGUUCUAUUCUAUACUCCACAAGAUAAUGGAUUAUUAUUAUUUGGCGAAAUCAGAUAUUUUCAAGCGACUAUUUGAAGUCCUUAGCAGACAAUCAGUGAGCAAAAGUCAAUUUGUAAGUCUGAUGAAUAAUACAAUGUUGAUUGGCUCUGCAAUUGUCGCUGCGGCACCAAUGCUGGUCAAUGAAAAGGAUGCACCUCAGGUACUGACGGAUCUGGCUUUCAUAACCUGCUAUGAUGAAAAAGAUAUUUGUACCAUAAGAGACGUUAUACUUGAAGGUUUACUUGCAUCAAAAUAAUAAUUUAUAUCAAGACUGACUAUCUUUAUCUCACAUUGAGAUUGGAGCUGAACAAAAGUUGAAUCAAUCAUGCCAAAGAAUAUUAAGAUUUGAAAAUUCCAGCGAUUUGAAAAAAUGACAAAAGCCUAAGAGCUAUUGAUUUGUGAUAAUUGACUAUGUUCAUAAUUAACAUUACUA